Molecule: messenger RNA, 847 nt
Organism: Benincasa hispida (wax gourd)
Lineage: Eukaryota; Viridiplantae; Streptophyta; Magnoliopsida; Cucurbitales; Cucurbitaceae
Source: RefSeq, a predicted model, not a curated record
AGCGUCGGCCCAGAUUAAUCCAUAAUACCAAUUUUGCCCCUUUCGUUCAAAGCAGCCGCAUUUCAUGCCGCCACCCGCUGCAGAGCUUCCUCUAUGAUUUUCCCGGCCGGCUUCAGGGUAGUUUAUCUCGACCCACUAGCAUAUCUGCGGCGCUGAUCAUUCAAGCUAUUUUGCGACUUGGAAGUCCGUAUGAGACGAAUGAUAUUUUCCAUUUCGAGCUAUCGGGAGUUUCCACAAUGAGUGCAGGUGGUUCAUUUGGAGGGAAUAGAGGACUGCGACCGGUACCCCCAGAGAAAGGAGUCUUCCCUUUGGAUCAUAUGCACCUCUGCGACCUGGAGAAGAAAGAAUACCUCCAUUGUCUUAAAACCUCUGGUCACCAAUCUGAAAAAUGCAGGCAUUUAUCAAAAAAAUACCUUGAAUGCCGUAUGGAAAAGAACUUAAUGGCAAAGCAAGACAUGACGGAACUAGGAUUUGGAUAUUUGAGCCAGGCCAGUUUGUCUGGUGAUAAAUUGGAACAGGUCUAAAUUGUUCAGCCAUAGAUAACCGUGGUCAAAAUUUUUAUUUAGUCACUGGGUCAAGUUAUCAACUUAGUUCCUACGGUUUGAAGGAAGGGAAAGUGAUUUUUCUUAAUGUAUUGUCCUUAAUCAAAGUACUAAUCUUGCCGGUUUUAAUUUCAUCUUUAAUUUCAUUCAAUAGGCGGUUACACUACACUUUGAUUAUUCUCUCAUGUAGUUUCAAAGGUUUUCUUUUUCUCCCAUUCUUGUAUGUAUACAUGCAAAUUUCUGAACAGUGCCCUUUUUGACUUGUUUACAUCUCCUAUGUAAUAUCAAUUUUUCAAUCUUAGGAG